This is a messenger RNA of Zea mays, 1578 nucleotides long. Its product is annotated as putative protein kinase superfamily protein. The transcript has 3 exons. Gene Ontology annotation, biological process: protein phosphorylation. NCBI's taxonomy places the organism in Eukaryota, Viridiplantae, Streptophyta, Magnoliopsida, Poales, Poaceae. Gene Ontology annotation, molecular function: protein kinase activity; ATP binding. The record is from RefSeq and is marked provisional. Bases 38 to 1351 code for a protein of 437 amino acids.
CCGAGGGUGCCCCGUCCACUCUCGUGUCGGUCCCGCGAUGGGCAUGUUCGCAUCGGCCGCAAAGAGAUACAGCAACGGCAAGAAUUUUCUCCGCAGCGCGGGCGUGUGCUGUUGUUCGCCGUCCGCCUCCGCCCAGCUUGGUGGUGUGCGCGGCAAGGAAGAGACAUCGACGUCGGCGCCAGCUUUCGCGCCGGAUAGCAACAAGAAAAGGUGGAGGAAGAGGAGGUUCUGGAGAAAGAAGAUGAAGGCCAGGAAGGAGAUCGGCGGGCUGGUGGACCUCGUCAACGAUAUUUCGGCCAAGUCAGAGGAGAGCCUAGGGGUUAGCAACCAAAACAUGCCCAGCAGGGCGCUGACGUUCAGUCAGCUGAGCGCCGCAACGGACGGGUUCAGUUCGCAGAACCUGCUCGGAGAAGGCGGCUUUGGACGGGUGUACAAAGGGCUCCUCGAGGACACCGGAGAGGUUAUCGCCGUGAAGCAGCUGAACAGGGACGGGCUCCAGGGCAACGGCGAGUUCCUCGUCGAGGUGCUGAUGCUCAGCCUCCUGCACCACCCGAACCUCGUCAAGCUGCUGGGCUACAGCACCGACUCCAACCAGCGGAUCCUGGUCUACGAGUACAUGCCCAGGGGCUCGCUGGAGGACCAUCUCCUGGACUUGCCCCCGAGCUGGAAGCCCCUGCCGUGGCACACGCGGAUGCGGAUCGCGGUGGGCGCGGCGAAGGGCAUCCAGUACCUGCACGAGGUGGCAAACCCGCCGGUGAUCUACCGCGACCUCAAGGCCUCCAACAUCCUCCUGGACGCGGACUUCAACGCCAAGCUCUCCGACUUCGGCCUCGCCAAGCUGGGCCCCAUGGGCGACCAGAGCCACGUCAGCACCAGAGUCAUGGGCACCUACGGCUACUGCGCCCCCGAGUACGCCAUGACCGGCAAGCUCACCAAGAUGUCGGACAUCUACAGCUUCGGCGUCGUGCUGCUCGAGCUCAUCACCGGCCGCCGCGCCAUCGACAUGGCCAGGCCGUCCGAGGAGCAGGUCCUACUUAACUGGGCGUCGCCUCUGCUGAGAGACAAGAGGAGGUUCGUGAAGCUGGCCGACCCGUUGCUGGGCAACAGGUACCCAGUGAAGGCGCUGUACCAGGCGCUCGCCGUCGCGUCCAUGUGCCUGCAGGAGGACGCUGCCAGCCGGCCGGGGAUCAGCGACGUCGUCGCGGCGCUCUCCUUCCUCGCCGACCCGCAAUACUACCCUCCCGGAGGCACGGAAGCUGAACACAAGAGCACGCAUAGCGGGACAGACAAUGAUAGCAGUCCUCCUAGGGCCGAAAUGGUCAGGGCAGACGACGACAUGAAGCAUAGAUGACCGUAGAGGGGGAGCUAAUUAACGGGAAACAUGGCAAAGGGAGGAUUUGCAGAGCUGUCUGUCUGCUCUCUUCAAUCUUCCUUUCGUAAAAGGUACACCACGUAGGCAGGAUGUAACAUCAUUCAAGGAGUUAUUGACCGAUGCUGAUUUUUAGCAGCAAUGCAGCAUGAAGUUGAGCUAACUGUAUGACACAGAUUACUCAGGUGAGAGAUAAGCGGGUAUUUGUG